Messenger RNA from Trachymyrmex cornetzi, 615 nucleotides. RefSeq lists its product as uncharacterized. The record is from RefSeq and is a predicted model, not a curated record. The transcript has 2 exons. The coding region runs from base 1 to 615 and encodes 204 amino acids. Lineage: Eukaryota; Metazoa; Arthropoda; Insecta; Hymenoptera; Formicidae.
AUGCCCGAAGAAUUGAAAAUCAAGAUGUUGGAAGAAUUUCAAUCGCGGAAAUGUGUGAGUGCUGAAGAAGACUCUACGUUAGCCAUGCUCAUCUCGAAGCAAAAGCCGUUAGAUUCCAAGAAAGAAAAUAAGGAAGAGUCGAAGUACUCAGAAGUAACCAUGACAGCAUGUGCGUUUUCCGGAAACGUACAUGAUACGGCAGACAUAUUGAAACCACAGAGCACUUGGUAUUUAGACUCGGGUGCUUCGUCGCACAUGUGUCGAGAUCAGUUCGCGUUCAAAGAGAUUCGCGCGAAUAAUAAGCAAACGCUGAAUUUAGCAACGAUGGAUUCUACGAAGAUUCGAGGAGCUGGAGUAGUGAAACUCAAGAUAAACAAUGAAGUGACAGCUGCAUUACAAGAUACUUUAUUUGUACCGGAUCUUCGAUCGAAUUUACUCUCCGUGGCAAAAAUGACUGAUUAUGGACACGAGGUGACAUUUAAAAAGGAUGGCGCAACAGUCGUAAAUAUGAAUAAUGAUAAGAUUAUCGAAGCAAAGCGAGUCGGCGAUUUAUACAUCGUUCAAGAGGCAUGCGAGUUUGCCAACGUAGCAAAUGUCGAAGAAAAAUCGUGGUGA